Messenger RNA from Etheostoma cragini (Arkansas darter), 3533 nucleotides. It is a transcript of the gene p3h2, whose product is annotated as prolyl 3-hydroxylase 2. Lineage: Eukaryota; Metazoa; Chordata; Actinopteri; Perciformes; Percidae. Gene Ontology annotation, molecular function: procollagen-proline 3-dioxygenase activity; protein binding; iron ion binding. The record is from RefSeq and is a predicted model, not a curated record. The transcript has 15 exons. Gene Ontology annotation, cellular component: endoplasmic reticulum. Gene Ontology annotation, biological process: collagen metabolic process. The coding region runs from base 267 to 2309 and encodes 680 amino acids.
CCCCGCUGUGACUGUUGCUGCUUCGGCCGUUCAUGUCUUGGAGGGGAGGAGUUAGCAGAGCCAGAGAGGGGUCAUAACAAAAUGUGUGUCCCCGACUGACUAAAGCAACAUUAUUUCCGCCCUUGUCCGGUGCCGUCCCGAGUUUAGGUCUGUGAGGAGCUUUUAAAUGGACUCUAAAACGAGUCGAAGCUGGUUGUUGUUGUGACUGACAGCCGCUGGGUCUCCUCUCCGCCGGUCGCUCCUCACUGUCUGACCCGAAACAGAGGAUGGAUGGAAACUUUUCACCGGCUGCUAUCUUCUCAGUAGUCCUGCUCACCGUCGUGUUGUCAUCCUCAACAGCUUUCCUGGAGCCUUGCGACCUUUUGUAUGACAAAGCGGUGCAGGCAUUCUCCAAUGGAGACUAUACAAAUGUGGUACGCUACAUGGAGGGAGCGCUCAGCAGCUACACACAAGUCCGGCACACUAAAGUCCAAUGCCGGGUGAGGUGCCGGGACCAGCAUCCUUUAGAUGAAACUUUCUCGGACCUGCGCUUCACCGACGUGCUGCUCCGGAGAGCGGCGUGUAUGAACACAUGCAUCGAGGAGAAACUUGGCACUCAGUCUGUUCAUAAAAUCAGCGAGGAUGUAGUGCAGGACUUCCACAGGAGGAUCCCUUAUAACUAUCUUCAACUGGCUUAUCAGAAGUUGAAGCAGCCUGAAAAGGCAGCGGCUGCGGCUCACACUUAUUUCCAAGCCAACCCAGAACAUGUGGAGAUGGGCCAGAACCUGGAGCAGUACAAAGAUCUGCAGGGCGUUAAGGAGGACCACUUUGUAGACCGAGAAGCUCGACCUCAUCAGCGCUCCUUCGCGGCAGCAGUGAGGUUGUAUGAUAAAGGCAACUACAAAGGAGCCAUCGCUCUCUUUGAAGAGGCUUUGGUGGAGUACUAUAAAGCAGAUUUAGAGUGCCGGGCUCUGUGUCAAUGGCCGCAGAAGUUUGAGGGCUACGACUACCUCCGCUACCGUUACAGCCUCCAUGAACUUGUAUCAGAUCACUUUACUCAGGUGCUGCACUGUGAACACGAGUGUGUUCGAGACCUCGCCACCCGGCCAGGCCGCCUCUCACCCAUGGAGAACUACCUUCCUCUGCACUACGACUACCUUCAGUUUGCAUACUUCCACAUGGACAGGCUGGACAAGGCGCUACAGUGUGCUCUAACCUACCUGUUAUUCCACAAGGGAGAGGAGUCCAUGUUAGACAACGUGGAUUACUACAGAGAGGUGCUGGCACAUGAUGGCGAGCCAAGAGAGGAAGCUGCAUGGUACCUGAGGAGGCACAAACAGGAACUGGAGCUCCUUCUGAUUGGCAGCAAAACCAUGGGUGUGGAAUUUACAGAAGGGAAUUACUGGAGCAGCACAGGUCGAAGAGAGGACUCAAACAGGAUUCCUUCUGGUACAGACGGCUUUAUGGAGUAUGUUCCCAUUUCAGAGAAGAACGUCGCUUUCGCUGCUCCACAGCGUCUCAAAGAAGGUGGCCCCUUGGUGUAUGACAGCGUGCAGCUGGUACAGAACUCUGCAGCCUUGAACGGGACCCAGCGGGUGCUGCUGGAUCACGUCAUAUCUGAGGAGGAGUGUUUAGACCUUAGACACCUGGCACAUGCCGUCACCAUGGCAGGAGACGGUUACAGAGGGAGAAUGUCUCCACACACUCCCAAUGAGAAGUUUGAAGGAGCCACUGUACUUAAAACCCUGCAGUUUGGCUAUGAGGGCAGAGUUCCUAUGAGGAGUGCUCGUCUGUUCUACGACAUCAGCGAGCGAGCAAGACGGGUUAUCGAGUCUUACUUCCUGCUCAACUCCACCCUGCACUUCUCUUACACACACUUGGUGUGCCGGACAGCCAUCACAGGACAGCAAGAUCACAGGAAUGACCUGAGCCAUCCCAUCCAUGCUGACAACUGUCUGCUGGACCCCGAGGCCAAUGAGUGCUGGAAGGAACCACCAGCAUAUACAUACAGAGACUACAGUGCACUGUUAUAUCUAAAUGGAGAUUUUGAAGGAGGGGAGUUCAUAUUCACAGAAAUGGAUGCCAAAACAGUCACGGCAUCAGUGAAGCCCAUGUGUGGCAGGAUGGUGGGUUUCUCAUCAGGAGGGGAGAAUCCCCACGGUGUGAAGGCCGUCACCAGCGGGCAGAGGUGUGCUGUUGCUCUGUGGUUCACUCUAGACCCGCUCUUCAGAGAACUGGAGAGGCUGCAGGCGGAUGAGGUGAUCCAGGCGUUGGACACACAGUCUGUGUGGGGUCCAGGCCUCAACAUCAACCCUAAAGAUGAACUGUAGAAGCAGAAAAACAGAGUCACCCAAUCCCCUGCUAUCAAAUUCUUCUAUAUGUGUUAACUAUUUAUUGAACUGACCUUUGGAUAAGAACUUUUCUAUUUUUGUACUGUUUGAAGUGCAAGAUUAAUAAUGUUGUCAUUGUUGUGUUGUCAGUUGUAUUUUGGAAUGUUUCGCUACACACAAGUACUUGAGUUUACCUUUUGUUCUUUUUCUUUCCCUCCAGUGACAGUUUCUAUUAGAGAAAAAAAAAAACUAUUUGCUUUGUUUUUUUGUACAUGGUGAGUUAGCUGUUUUACGCUAGACUGAUUUUAUCUGUAAUCUCACUGAACUGUGAAGAAGCUAAAGAGAAGAACGGCAGUUGACUCUUUCUUUUUUGCUUUGAGUUGUUCUUGUUCUGGACAACAUAUCCAAUGGUUUUUGUUCAGAUGUACAGAUAUUAAAAAAUACCUUCAUUUUAGUGGUCAGUAGUUCAAAAUAAUUCACAACUGGUACUGUUACAUAUACAUUAUAUCAUACAAUAAUACAAAUAUAUAUACUGUAUUUUUUUUUCCAGUGCCAGUAAUCAUUUUUUCAAUGUAGCCUGUGCACUGCUUUUCUAAUUUUGGUACCUGAUUUUCAAAAGCACUCCUCCAAAGAGUUUAAGAAAAAGAUGUGUUCUAACAUGCUGAAUAUUUAAUGAUCAUGCACUCUGUCCUUCUCUGUGUGUCAAGUUUGAAGCUGAAAAUGUCUUCUGUCUACUUCUCUGUCCACUUUUUCUCUUAUUAUUGGCGUGAUAAAUCACUCCGCUCCUUUCUGGGCACACAGCAGAAUAUACUGGUUUUACAUGCUCACUGGCAUAACAACAUGGUGUUUAUCUUUUACUGUUAUUUAUAUAUUUUUAUGAAUAGACAGCUGUCGUAACUGUUGGCAUUUCAUAUGAGGAACUUUUUUUGAUAAAAGAUGUCAAUCAUUCCUGUUUCAAGGAAUACAUAUUUGUAUCAAUCUUUAUGUCUUUAUAUUUGUGUUGAUGAUACAGAUGAUAGGCCGAGUCGUGCACUGUAAAUCCAAUGGAGAGAAAGGUAAAAAGAGUAGCUUUUUUGCUACGUAAAUUCAAACUGCUAACCAAAAUCUUAAUCCUGUCGUUUAAUAAGGUUGGCCACUUUUGUUUCACUGAUAUUUAAUUCUGAAAUGCUGUAGCACACAAAAACGUAUGUGUACAUGCCUAUAAAUUUAAAAUAUAAAACUCCA